CUACUGAUAUCCUUACAAUUGAAAGUUUAUUUAUUUCCGAAGACAUCAUCACAGCCCUUAAUAACCAUAGAGUUUCUUUAUUCAAUGAAUCAGUUUUAGAAUUUUACACCGAUGGUUCUCAUCAGUUCUUUUCAUCACCCCUACGAACAUUUAUUAGUUCCGCUUUUGUUUUUGUACAUGAUUCUCUAGAUAUUAGUUUUGCUGCUGCUUUGCCUCCUCUCUGGGCCAACUCCACUAACGCUGAAAUCUUUGCUCUUCUUAUGACUCUUUUUGUUUGUCCUUUUGGUUCCUUUGUUAAAAUUAAUACCGAUAGUUUAUCUUUAAUUCUCGCUUACAAUAGAAUUUUACAAAAAGACAUUU
Funneliformis geosporum is the source of this 360-nucleotide messenger RNA. NCBI's taxonomy places the organism in Eukaryota, Fungi, Glomeromycota, Glomeromycetes, Glomerales, Glomeraceae. The record is from the annotation of a GenBank genome assembly.